CGAUAAAACCCAAUUCAAGCUCUGAAUCUUCUUCAAAUUUUAAGUAGUUCAGUGAAACUUAAUGACGCAGUGGAUUUCACCACUGCAGAAUAUUUUCAUUGAUCAACGUGAAUUGCUUAGAUAUAUCAGAUUAUAGAUAAACAUAGAUCUACAGAUGUAUAAUAUUAAUAGGUCAGAAAUGAAACCCUAGAAAAAAGCCCUAAAAAAUUACAAAAAAAUGUUUCCUCAAUUUGGAUCCACAUCGGAGACACUAAGUAAAGCUUCGUCUGUGAUGUUUAGAAUCGGUACAGAUGCUCAUCUCUAUGAUGACCCUGAUGAUGUUAAUAUAAUUCCUCUUCUUGAUAGUCGAUUUGAUUCAGAGAAAUUUGAAGCUUUAAAAAGAUUACUUGCUCUCAUCGCCCAAGGUGUUGAUGUCUCCAAUUUCUUCCCCCAGGUUGUUAAGAAUGUAGCAUCUCAGUCUUUGGAAGUAAAGAAGCUCGUUUACUUGUAUCUGCUUCAUUAUGCCGAAAAGCGUCCAAAUGAAGCGUUGUUAUCUAUCAACUGUUUCCAGAAGGAUUUGUCAGAUACAAAUCCAUUGGUUCGUGCAUGGGCACUUCGUGCAAUGGCAGGAAUCCGGUUACAUGCAAUAGCUCCUCUUGUUCUUGUUGCUGUCAGCAAGUGUGCCAGAGAUCCGUCGGUCUAUGUUAGGAAAUGUGCAGCUAAUGCUCUUCCCAAAUUGAAUGAUUUGCACCAAGAGGAGAACACAUCGUCUCUCGUAGAGAUUGUUGGUAUUUUGCUAUGUGAUCAUUCCCCUGGAGUAGUUGGAGCAGCAGCGGCUGCGUUCAACAUAGUUUGUCCUAAUAAUCUAUCAGUGAUAGGCAAAAAUUUCAAAAAGCUAUGCCAGACUCUUCCUGAUGUGGAAGAGUGGGGUCAGGUAGUCUUAAUUGGUAUUCUUCUUCGCUAUGUAGUAGCGAGGCAUGGACUUGUGAAAGAGUCCAUUCUGUUCUGUUCCCAUGACAAUCACAUUUGUGAUUCUGAAAAGAAGGAUGAAGCUGUUCCUAUAUCUAAUAUUGAUGAAGCAGAAAGGGGAUAUGGGAACAAGGAGUAUGAUUUGACUAGUUUGUUGGCAAGAUGUUAUAUAGAAGGACCAGAUGAAUAUGUAUCACGGUCAAGUUAUAUGGGUGGGGAUACCUCAGGAGUUGACAAUGCAGGUUCUACGUCCAACAAAGACUGUGAUGAUGUAAAGCUUUUGCUGCAAUGCACAUCACCAUUGCUGUGGAGUCAUAACAGUGCAGUUGUACUUGCAGCUGCUGGUGUUCACUGGAUUAUGUCGCCCAAGGGCGAUGUCCGGAGAAUUGUAAAGCCACUUUUAUUUCUUCUUCGAUCUUCUGAUGCCUCGAAGUAUGUGGUUCUAUGCAACAUUCAAGUUUUUGCCAAGGCAAUGCCUUCCCUUUUCACGUCUCAUUUUGAAGAUUUCUUUGUUUGUUCGUCUGAUUCAUAUCAGAUCAAAGCUUUAAAGCUUGGCAUACUCUCCAUAAUUGCAACAGAUGCAUCAAUUCCGUUUAUUUUCCAAGAGUUCCAGGAUUACAUCAGAGAUACAGAUAGAAGAUUUGUUGUUGACACUAUUGCUGCAAUUGGCUUAUGUGCGCAAAGACUUCCAACUGUAGCUAAUACUUGCCUGGAAGGACUUUUGGCUUUGACUGGACAAGAAUCCUUGACUUUUGAUGCGAGUUCAAUGGAUGGCGAAGCAAAUGUUUUGGCUCAAGCAAUUAUGUCCAUAAAAGCAAUUAUAAAGCAAGAUCCUGUAUGUCAUGAGAAGGCAAUAAUACAGCUGGCACGUAGUUUGGAUUCGAUCAAGGUGCCCGUGGCCCGAGCUAUGAUUGUGUGGAUGGUUGGAGAGUACAAUUCUGUGGGGCUGAUAAUCCCAAGGAUGUUAGCGACUAUACUUCAAUACCUUGCUAGAUGCUUUACCACUGAAGCAGCAGAGACGAAGAACCAGAUCCUGAAUACUGCCCUCAAGGUUGUGUUGUAUGGAGAAGGUGAAGUUACUGCAAUAUACAGAAGGGUCUUAAGUUAUGUUCUUCAGCUUGCCAAAUGUGACCCAGACUAUGAUAUCCGUGAUCGAGCUCAUAUAUUAGAGAAUCUUUUAUUUUGCUACAUAACUUCUGAAAGCUUGGAGGAGGGGAUGAUGUAUACACCAAAAGUUACAGACAUACAGCAUAUGCUUGUGAAGAGCAUAUUUGGGGGCAAUAAAAAACCUGUAUCACCUGCACCAAAUAACUAUCGUGUUUUCCUCCCUGGUUCUCUUUCACAGAUAGUGCUUCAUGCAGCUCCAGGGUAUGAGCCUCUUCCAAAGCCAUGUAGUCUACCAUCUGAUGAACUUGGUCAGCUGGAGAUGAAUGGUCAGAGUGAUAAAACCCGUGGACCGCAAACUGCCAAUGAUCACUCUUUUGACACAAAUGAGCUAGACACAUUCUCUGGAUCUUUGGAUGAAGAAAGCGGCUCUGAUUAUAGCUCUCGAGAUUCCGUCACCAGAUCAGAUGAGAGUGAAGGAACUGGCUCUGCAAGUCAAAUUGAUGAAGACGAUCCGCUGAUUCAGCUAUUAGAUGUUAGUACUGCUGAGAAAACUAAUUUGGCACCAUUCUCUGAUGACUUGGGGGGAUUAAUGUCGAAGGGAGCCCUAGAAUCUUGGUUGGAUGAUCAGCCUCGUUCCUCUGAACUCAGCUCAUCUAAACUAUCUUCUGUACAACCAUCUUUAGCAAGGCUUUCCAUACGAGAUAUUGGUGCUAGAGUUAAACCCAGAAGUUAUAUUCUCUUACAUCCUUCAAAUGGAAAUGGCCUUAAAGUGGAUUAUUCAUUUUCUUCAGAGACUUCAAGCAUAUCUCCUACCCUUGUUUGCAUAGAGGUUUCCUUCCAAAAUUGCUCCACAGAACCUUUAGAAGCUAUAAAUUUGGCAGAUGAAGAUUCUACUCGGAAUUCGGAGUCUACAACUUUGGAAACAUAUGAGAGCUCCUCAACCUCCUCAGAAGUACCCACUUUAGUAGCUGGGGAUGACAUUGUCUCGAUACAACCUGGUCAGACAAUGAAAAGGAUCUUUCAAGUUCACUUCCAUCAUCAUCUUUUACCUCUCAGUUUGGCCAUAUGCUGCAGUGGUAAAAGGCUGCCUGUUAAGUUACGGCCUGACAUCGGAUACUUCGUAAAACCACUGCAAAUGAAUAUAGAGGCCUUCCACUUGAAGGAGUCUCAGCUCCCAGGAAUGUUUGAGUACUCUAGAAAAUGCAUCUUCAAGGACCAUAUCAUAGCGCUGAGCAGUGACAAAGAACAUAGCACAGUAACGGAGGACAAUCUUCUUCUAGUUUGCCGGAGCCUAGCUUCGCAAGUUUUGAGCAAUGCAAGUUUCUUUCUUGUAUCAGUAGAUAUGCCAGUUUCUGCCAAACUCGAUGAUGCAUCAGGCUUGUCCUUGAGAUUCAGCUGUGAGAUCUUGAGUAACUCGAUUCCAUGCCUAAUUACCAUUACUGUUGAAGGUAAAUGCUCAGAACAGUUGAGUGUUUCUGUCAAGGUCAACUGUGAAGAAACCGUAUUUGGCUUGAAUUUGUUGAACAGGGUUGUUGCAUUUCUGAGUUGAGUUAUCUCUGUUUUUGGAUGUGAUUUCGUGUUAUGUAUGAGUACUUCUUUUUUUCAUUUCCCCCUCAAGAAUGGCGUUGUUACAUGUUACCUAGAAUUCAGCUCUUCUUCACACACUCUACCAGCACAAAAACUUAAAGUAAAAAACGGAAGAGUGAAGAUUUCUGGGGACGAAGAAAUGACAGCACAACUUCUUGAAAUUUUGAACAUGUGGCUUACAGUGUUAGCAGGUAUCGAAAUUCAGAUUUGUAAGGAUGAAUUUUGACUAGUGUUAUGGUUUGGUUUUUGGUCUCCCCGUUUAGACAUUCCAUUAUUAAUCGCUUCAAUGGUCCCGAUUGU
Messenger RNA from Papaver somniferum (opium poppy), 3942 nucleotides. RefSeq names its product AP3-complex subunit beta-A-like. The coding region runs from base 218 to 3604 and encodes 1128 amino acids. Gene Ontology annotation, biological process: intracellular protein transport; vesicle-mediated transport. Lineage: Eukaryota; Viridiplantae; Streptophyta; Magnoliopsida; Ranunculales; Papaveraceae. The record is from RefSeq and is a predicted model, not a curated record. Gene Ontology annotation, cellular component: AP-3 adaptor complex; membrane coat. The transcript has 11 exons.